GCCACGUGACUCGUGAGUCCUGGACUGACGGAGCAUCUCACACCGCAUCAUGGCUGCGGAGGAUGCGGCCGCGCGGUCCCGAAUCGGGGCUUCGCUUUCUCCGUCUCGCCUGCUGCUGCUCUCCGUCUCCGUCUGCUCCCUGCUCCCCGCUCCGGCGCUCAGCUUGCUCGGCUUUCGUCCGGAGGAGACCGGGGCGGAGCUGUCCGUGGAGGACGGGGUGCUGAAGGCCACCGAGGGGACCCGCUUCAUGCUGCGGGUUUACUACUCCACCGCCCCGCAGAAGCUCAACCGCACCACGGGGACGCGGGCCAACAAUGCCGCGCCCUGGAUCGCCUUCAUCGAGGAGCCAACUCCCGGGCGAGAAGGACAAGUUCACCCGAAACGGAACAUGUGCAUGGACAAGAACGCCAGGACGUCCGACAUCGAGAUUUUAGGGUCCUUCAAGUCUGCUUCCAGCCAGAACUCGGUGCUGGUGGAGCUGCUGGCCAAGGACCUGCGGAGAGGGGAGAAGGUCAAAUACUACUCCAUGUGCGCCUUCGACGGAUCCAAAUGGGAACAUUACCGGACGCGGGAUUUCUGGGUGGCUGUGGUGGAGCGCUCCGCUGUCCCAGAGCUCUGGCUGCAGGUCCUGGUCUCAGUCCUGCUACUCGGGCUGUCUGCUCUGUUCAGCGGGCUGAACCUGAGUCUGCUGGCGCUGGACCCGGUAGAGCUGCAGGUCCUCCAGAACAGCGGCACUGACAAGGAGCAGAACUACGCGCGGAAAAUCGAGUCUGUGCGUCGGCACGGUAACUACGUUCUCUGCACUUUACUGCUGGGAAACGCGAUCAUCAACGCCUCGCUCGCCGUGUGGAUGUGUCAGAUCCUGGGCAUGACCUGGCUGUCCACGGUCAUCUGCGCCUUCGGCAUCUUCUUCAUCGGGGAGAUCCUUCCGCACUCGGUGGCCUCGCGGCACGGUCUGGCCAUCGCCUCCAAAACCAUCUGGGUGACACGGCUGCUGAUGGUGAUCUCCUUCCCCAUCUCCUACCCCAUCAGCAAACUGCUGGACCUCAUCCUCAACCAGGAGAUCUCCAACUUUUACACCAGAGAGAAACUCCUGGAGAUGCUGCGCGUCACUGACCCUUACCACGACCUGGUCAAAGAGGAGCUCAACAUCAUCCAGGGAGCGCUGGAGCUGCGCACCAAGACGGUGGAGGACGUCCUGACGCCGCUGAGCGACUGCUUCAUGCUGGCCUCGGAUGCGGUGCUGGACUUCAACACCAUGUCGGAGAUUAUGCAGAGCGGAUACACGAGGAUACCGGUGUUUGAGAACGAGAGGUCCAACAUCGUGGACAUCCUGUUCGUCAAGGACCUCGCGUUCGUGGACCCGGACGACUGCACCCCGCUCAAGACCAUCACCCAGUUCUACAAGCACCCGCUGCACUGCGUCUUCAACGACACCAAGCUGGACGCCAUGCUGGAGGAGUUCAAGAAAGGAAAGUCCCACCUUGCCAUCGUGCAGCGAGUGAACAACGAGGGCGAAGGCGACCCUUUCUAUGAGGUAAUGGGCAUUGUCACCCUGGAGGACGUCAUUGAGGAAAUCAUCAAGUCAGAGAUCCUCGACGAGACCGACCUUUACACUGAUAAUCGUACGAAGCGUUGUGUCUCUCACCACGAGCAGAAGCAGCAGGACUUCUCCAUCUUCAAACUGUCAGAGAACGAAAUGAAGGUGAAGAUUUCUCCUCAGCUUCUGCUGGCAACACACCGCUUCCUCUCCACAGAGGUGGAGCCUUUCAAACCAGCUCACAUAUCAGAGAAGAUCUUGUUGCGGCUGAUCAAACACCCCAGCGUGGUGCAGGAACUGAAGUUCGAUGAGAAGAACAAGCGAGCGCUGCAGCACUUCUUGUUCCAGCGCAACAAACCAGUGGACUACUUCAUCCUGGUGCUGCAGGGUCGAGUCGAGGUGGAGUUUGGUAAAGAGGCACUAAAGUUUGAGAAUGGGGCUUUUUCUUACUUUGGGGUACCCGCCAUCAUGCCAGCAGGUACAAAUACACACAUACACCUGGUACUUAUCAGGAACAUUCAAGAUCAAAUCUAUUCCUAACCCCCAGACCAAAAC
This is a messenger RNA of Monopterus albus (swamp eel), 2095 nucleotides long. Its product is annotated as metal transporter CNNM1-like. The transcript has 5 exons. NCBI's taxonomy places the organism in Eukaryota, Metazoa, Chordata, Actinopteri, Synbranchiformes, Synbranchidae. The record is from RefSeq and is a predicted model, not a curated record. The coding region runs from base 50 to 2080 and encodes 676 amino acids. Gene Ontology annotation, molecular function: transmembrane transporter activity. Gene Ontology annotation, cellular component: plasma membrane. Gene Ontology annotation, biological process: magnesium ion homeostasis; transport.